GCGUGAGCCUGUGCGUGUACUCACACGCGUGUUUUGGCAGGGGUGAAUCACAAGAGGACUCGCAGUUGACACCCAGACUCACCAAAAAACUGAACUGUGAAUUUGGGGAGGCAGGUACGUGCUGGGAAGAAAGCUAAAAGAGAACAACAGCUUUGUGUGCUGAUGAAGUAAACAGACAGUUGCAGAUCUGAUCUCUUCUGAACACCUCAUCGUGUCUCCAUCCCUGGGAAUCUGACCCUAGCAACUGGACCAUUUUGUUCUUGGAAUUUUGGGUGUCCUCUCUUCUCACCUUUCCCUUUUCCCUUUUCCCCUUCCCCCUCCUGAGAACUUCUGAAGACUGUAGAGAUUGUCAUGGAGUCCAGGGAAACCUUAAGCAGCUCCCGGCAAAGAGGGGGCGAGUCAGACUUCCUGCCGGUCUCCUCAGCCAAGCCCCCAGCUGCUCCUGGCUGUGCAGGAGAACCUUUGCUCUCCACUCCAGGACCUGGGAAGGGGAUCCCGGUGGGCGGAGAACGCAUGGAGCCAGAGGAGGAGGAUGAACUAGGCUCAGGGCGGGAUGUGGAUUCCAACUCCAACGCGGACAGUGAGAAAUGGGUGGCAGGAGAUGGUUUGGAAGAGCAGGAAUUUUCUAUCAAGGAGGCAAACUUCACAGAGGGAAGUCUGAAGCUAAAGAUUCAGACCACAAAGCGGGCUAAGAAACCCCCAAAGAAUUUGGAGAACUAUAUAUGUCCACCUGAGAUCAAGAUCACCAUCAAGCAGUCUGGGGACCAGAAGGUGUCCCGUGCUGGAAAAAACAGCAAAGCCACGAAGGAGGAAGAAAGAAGCCACUCCAAAAAGAAGCUCCUCACAGCCAGUGACCUUGCAGCCAGUGACCUCAAAGGAUUUCAGCCACAGGCUUACGAGAGGCCCCAGAAACAUUCAACUCUCCAUUAUGACACAGGCCUCCCACAGGACUUCACCGGUGACACCUUAAAACCAAAGCACCAGCAAAAAAGCAGCAGCCAGAACCACAUGGACUGGUCCACCAACUCUGACAGCGGACCUGUCACUCAGAAUUGCUUCAUCAGUCCAGAGUCUGGCAGAGAAACUGCAAGCACCAGCAAGAUCCCAGCUCUUGAGCCCGUGGCUUCCUUUGCAAAGGCCCAGGGUAAGAAAGGCAGUGCAGGGAACACGUGGAGUCAGUUGUCUAACAAUAACAAAGAUCUGCUUUUGGGAGGUGUGGCACCAUCCCCAAGCAGCCACAGCUCACCAGCCCCACCCAGCAGCUCUGCUGAGUGCAGCGGGCUUCAGCCCUUGGUGGAUCAAGAUGGAGGAGGUACAAAGGAGCCCCCAGAACCACCUACUGUGGGCAGCAAGAAAAAGUCCAGUAAGAAGGAUGUGAUAAGUCAGACCAUACCAAACCCAGACCUGGAUUGGGUCAAGAAUGCCCAGAAAGCAUUUGACAAUACAGAAGGGAAAAGGGAAAGUUAUUCCACAGAUAGUGUCCAGGAGGCAUCACCAGCCAGGCAGAACGUGAGUUCUGCCAGUAAUCCUGAAAAUGACUCAAGUCAUGUCCGGAUUACUAUCCCCAUCAAGGCACCCUCUCUGGAUCCAACCAACCAUAAGAGGAAAAAGAGACAGUCCAUUAAAGCGGUGGUGGAAAAGAUCAUGCCAGAGAAAGCCCUGGCUUCUGGAAUCACUAUGAGCAGUGAAGUAGUUAACAGGAUACUUUCCAACUCUGAGGGGAGUAAGAAGGAUCCCCGUGUCCCUAAGUUGGGUAAAAUGAUAGAGAAUGAGUCCCCCUCAGUUGGCCUUGAAACUGGUGGAAAUGCUGAGAAAGUUAUCCCAGGAGGUGUGUCUAAGCCACGGAAGCCACCCAUGGUCAUGACACCUCCAACGUGCACAGAUCACUCUCCAUCCAGAAAGCUGCCGGAAAUCCAACAUCCAAAAUUUGCUGCAAAACGAAGGUGGACUUGCAGCAAACCAAAACCCAGCACCAUGCUUCGAGAGGCAGUUAUGGCCACCUCUGAUAAACUGAUGCUGGAGCCCCCAUCUGCGUAUCCCAUCACCCCAUCCAGCCCUCUCUACACCAACACAGACAGUCUUACUGUGAUCACUCCAGUCAAAAAGAAGCGGGGACGACCAAAGAAGCAGCCUUUGCUCACAGUCGAGACGAUUCAUGAGGGAACUUCCACCAGCCCCGUCAGUCCCAUCAGCCGAGAGUUUCCUGGCACUAAGAAAAGAAAGCGACGACGCAAUUUAGCGAAGUUGGCCCAGCUAGUGCCGGGAGAGGACAAACCCAUGAGCGAGAUGAAAUUUCACAAGAAAGUUGGAAAGCUCGGCGUGUUGGAUAAGAAGACCAUCAAAACUAUCAAUAAGAUGAAGACACUCAAGAGGAAAAACAUCUUGAACCAGAUCUUGUCCUGUUCCAGCAGCGUUGCUCUGAAGGCAAAAGCUCCCCCAGAGACCAGCCCUGGGGCAGCAGCCAUUGAAAGCAAACUGGGCAAGCAGAUUAAUGUCAGCAAGAGGGGAACCAUCUACAUUGGCAAGAAGCGGGGCAGGAAGCCAAGAGCAGAGCUGCCACCCCCAUCCGAAGAACCCAAAACAGCCAUCAAGCACCCCAGGCCUGUUUCUAGCCAGCCGGAUGUUCCAGCCGUGCCUUCCAACUUUCAGUCACUUGUGGCAUCUUCACCAGCAGCUAUGCACCCACUUUCAACACAGUUAGGUGGGUCCAAUGGCAACCUGAGCCCUGCCAGCACUGAAACCAAUUUUUCAGAGUUGAAAACUAUGCCAAAUCUCCAGCCCAUCAGUGCUCUUCCAACCAAAACCCAAAAGGGAAUACACAGUGGAACCUGGAAGCUGUCUCCACCCAGACUGAUGGCCAACUCCCCUUCACACCUGUGCGAGAUUGGCUCCCUAAAGGAAAUCACGCUGUCCCCUGUGAGUGAGUCCCACAGUGAGGAGACGAUCCCCAGCGACAGCGGCAUUGGGACAGACAACAACAGCACUUCUGACCAAGCGGAGAAGAGCUCAGAAUCCCGAAGGAGGUACUCUUUUGAUUUCUGCUCCCUGGACAACCCGGAGGCCAUUCCGUCCGACACCAGCACAAAGAACCGGCAUGGCCACCGGCAAAAGCAUCUCAUUGUGGACAACUUUCUGGCCCACGAAAGCCUCAAGAAGCCAAAGCACAAGAGGAAACGGAAAAGCCUGCAAAACCGCGAUGACCUCCAGUUUCUGGCAGACCUGGAGGAGCUCAUCACCAAGUUCCAAGUGUUCAGAAUCUCCCACCGGAGUUACACCUUCUACCACGAGAAUCCAUAUCCCAGCAUUUUUCGGAUUAAUUUUGAUCACUAUUACCCAGUGCCAUAUAUCCAGUAUGACCCGUUGCUCUAUCUUCGUAGGACUUCAGACUUGAAGUCAAAGAAGAAGCGUGGUAGGCCUGCAAAAACCAAUGACACCAUGACAAAGGUGCCUUUUUUACAAGGGUUCAGCUACCCUAUUCCCAGUGGAAGUUACUAUGCACCCUAUGGAAUGCCUUACACAUCAAUGCCUAUGAUGAACCUUGGUUAUUACGGUCAGUACCCAGCUCCUUUGUACCUAUCGCACACGCUUGGAGCAGCUUCCCCGUUCAUGAGGCCAACAGUGCCACCACCUCAGUUCCACACAAACUCCCACGUAAAGAUGUCCGGUGCAGCUAAGCAUAAAGCCAAGCAUGGAGUACACCUGCAGGGACCUGUUAGCAUGGGCCUUGGUGACAUGCAGCCUUCUCUGAAUCCUCCCAAGGUAGGCAGUGCCAGUCUGUCCAGCGGUCGGCUCCAUAAGAGGAAACACAAACACAAGCAUAAGCACAAGGAAGACCGGAUCCUAGGGACCCACGACAACCUGAGUGGUCUCUUUGCAGGCAAAGCCACAGGCUUCUCCAGCCACAUCCUGAGCGAGCGGCUGAGUAGCGCAGACAAAGAGCUCCCGCUGGUGAGUGAGAAGAACAAGCAUAAGGAGAAACAGAAGCACCAGCACAGUGAAGCCGGCCACAAAGCUUCUAAGAACAACUUCGAGGUGGACACCUUGUCUACACUGUCACUUUCCGACGCCCAGCAUUGGACACAGGCCAAGGAAAAAGGAGACUUGAGCAGUGAGCCUGUGGACUCAUGCACAAAAAGAUACUCUGGCAGUGGCGGGGAUGGUGGCAGCACGAGAUCGGAGAACCUGGACGUGUUCAGUGAAAUGAACCCUUCGAAUGACAAGUGGGACAGUGACGUGAGUGGGAGUAAAAGGAGGAGCUAUGAAGGCUUUGGAACGUACAGGGAAAAGGACAUCCAAGCCUUCAAGAUGAACCGCAAGGAGAGAAGUUCUUAUGACUCCUCCAUGUCUCCAGGGAUGCCAAGUCCCCACUUAAAAGUGGACCAGACAGCAGUGCAUAGUAAGAACGAAGGCUCAGUGCCCACCAUGAUGACCAGGAAGAAGCCAGCCGCAGUUGACAGUGUUGCAAUUCCACCAGCCCCAGUGUUAUCUCUCCUUGCUGCAUCCGCAGCAACAUCGGACGCAGUCGGCUCCUCCCUGAAGAAGAGGUUCAAGCGGCGGGAGAUCGAAGCCAUCCAGUGCGAAGUGCGGAAGAUGUGCAACUACACCAAGAUCCUGUCCACCAAGAAGAACUUGGACCACGUGAACAAGAUCCUGAAGGCCAAGCGGCUGCAGAGACAAUCAAAAACAGGCAACAACUUCGUGAAGAAGAGGCGCGGGCGUCCCAGGAAGCAACCCACCCAGUUCGAUGAGGACUCCAGAGACCAAAUGCCGGUGCUGGAAAAAUGCAUCGACCUGCCCAGCAAAAGGGGCCAGAAGCCCAGCCUGAGCCCGCUGGUGCUGGAGCCCGCCGCCAGCCAAGACACCAUCAUGGCCACCAUCGAAGCGGUCAUCCACAUGGCCCGGGAGCCUCUACCCAAGACCCCCCGAGGCGGAAAGAGGAAACACAAACCGCAGGCCCCCGCUCAGCCCCCGCAGCAGCCGCCCCCGCAGCAGCCCCUUCCCCAGGAAGAGGAGGUGAAAGCCAAAAGGCAGAGGAAGUCCCGAGGGAGUGAGAGCGAGGUCCUUCCCUAGGGCGGGUCUGGGCGUCUGCACCUGGGGCCUAGGGAACUGACACGUGGGAAGCGCAGUGGGCUGGGGCGGAAUCCCCGGCUGCAGGGACACCCACGCCCUUCUCUCCAGAAGCCGGGCAGGCAGAAUCCGGCCAGACGACGGGCUGAGCCAUCAGGAGCUCUAGGGAAAGCAAAGCAGGGAGAUAUCUUCAGAAGAAGCUUGUCAGCUUCACCGCAGCUCCCACCACGCGGCGCUUCAGUACGGCUGGAUCGUCCGCAGGCAAGCGGAAGGCCCCCAGGAGGAGCAGGCUGGUGGCGCUCUCCUGACCUCCCGCUGCCAAGGUGCGCCCUCGACUCCGAUUUCAUUUGCUGGCCAGGAAAAUCGAAAGGGAAACACCCUCAAUUAGGAAACAUUCCAAGGGGAGAAAAGCUGCAAAUUGCUCAACUGGCAUUGCUGUAACCCGUUCCAUUUAAUUGGUUUUUAUUUCUUUUGAUUUUCAAGCUCUGCUAAGCUUUGGGGUACCAACGUCAUCUUCAGGUGACCUGAAUCUUUCCCUUAACCGUACAGUUUCUCAGAUGGAAUUGUGUGAUCAGAAGGUGGAGUUCUAGUGAUAGGCGACCUUAGACCCGCAUUCAUGUUCUGUGUGCCUCUUCUGUCGCACAUACACUGAUUUUUAGCGUUGUCUAUUCCUACUUUUCCUUUGCCCGUUGUACUUCCAUAUAUCUUUUCAUUAACGUACUUGCUGCUUUUUUUUUUUUUAAAUCUUGGUACACAUUUAAAUAAUACAAUUCUUAACCUGUGCUGUAAA
Mandrillus leucophaeus (drill) is the source of this 5857-nucleotide messenger RNA. RefSeq names its product SET binding protein 1 (gene SETBP1). Bases 352 to 5070 code for a protein of 1572 amino acids. NCBI's taxonomy places the organism in Eukaryota, Metazoa, Chordata, Mammalia, Primates, Cercopithecidae. The record is from RefSeq and is a predicted model, not a curated record. The transcript is spliced from 7 exons. Gene Ontology annotation, molecular function: DNA binding.